AUGCUCCGUCGUCUACUCCUUUCCAUUGUCCUUGUCCAUCUCGCCUUUGGUUGGUUUUCAUUUUUUUUUUCAUUUGUAGAAGACCUUUUUUGACUUACCAAUGAUGUUAGUAUAAGACUCGGUUUCGUCUUAAUCUAAAAAAAAGGAACCGGUUUUUGGAUAAUUUAUGUCGAAUUGAUGAUUUUUCGAAUAAAAGAUUUCAGGCUACGUGUUCGACUGCCUGGAUGGCUGCGAAUGCGACACCGAAGACGAAGUCGUCCAUUGCCACGACGGCAAGAGGACCAAGCUGCACCUCCCUGAAGGUACUGCUGAAGAAAGAGAAAAGAUCUUCAAGAAAAUAAUUUCACCUAUAACUUUAACAAGAUUUUUAAAAAAGCUACUUGAAUAUUUUGGUGACGUUUUAAAAUUUUCUUCUAGCUUCAAAAAAAUUUUCCUCGAAAAAUUUUUAUUCGAAGAAUUUCGGUUGUUAACAUCGAUAACGGUGAAUUGAGCGGUGGUUUUUAGACCAAUAAAAAAAUAGGAAAAAUAUAUAAUAUUUAUAACAAGAAAUUAGCACAGUAAAAUUUGAAAUCAUGAAAAAAAAUUUUUUUUACAUAUUCUCUGCAAACAAAAAAAAACCGUUUAUGGAUUAUCUGUCAGGCGUAGACUAUCUUCAAACUUUCCAGGACAACGACUGCGCGGAUUUCCGGUGAUUGGGCUCACCUACAACGACAUCGUCCGACUCCCGGACGAAGAAGUUCUGCUCUCCAAGUUCCCCGACCUUGCCGUCAGUCCAUUCUUCCAUAUGAGCUUUUACCCAUGGGAGAAAAUGAUUGCAGGUGGUCGACGUGGAGCGCAACCCGAACUUUGACUGCAACUCGCUCAACGACUACUCGAAGGUGAAGAUCGUCUCCGAUUGUUUCAAGAACGUCUCCGAGAUCAGCCGUGUUCCCAAGCUCUACCGACCCACCAAGGCUUGUUUUCUUCAUUUUCUUUUCUCGCAUUGUUCUCAAUUUGUUUUCCGGCGCCUGACUUACUUCCAGUGUAAUGAGCCAACUGCCAUUCUGUUGAAAUUAAUGCCUUCGAGUUGUUUUCUCGGACUUUGUUUUUUGAAAAGUUGAAUACGAGGACAAGAAUUUCGACUCAGUCUAGAAAAUUCAAGAAAAGUUGGAAGGAAGAUUUGAUUUUCAGGAUUGCGAUGUCGCCUGCCAGGCUUCCAGACAUUACGCCAAACUGCACGAAUACGUGCUCUCUCUUUGGGAAGUCCUCAAGGAAAAAUACGAGAAUUUUGACUUCGACGUGAGUUCUUUGCAGUCUUUAUGAAAAAAAAGAGAUUUCUGACGGAUGAAAAUUAUAAGUUUGGAAGAGCUCUUUUUUAAAGAUUUUAAAAGAAGAAAAAGUAUAGUACUCGAAAAACUAGCAUUUUUAGUUUAGAUCGUUUCUGAAAUUUAUUAAUGAAAAUAAUCGUGCUGUAUAUUUUGGACAGCUUCAAAAUUUGAUAAUAUCAGAAGUUUCUGAAAACUUGAUAUAUAAAGUUAUCCGCUGCGACUCAUGUUUUCUUCACUGACGUUCUCUUGAAUCAAUUAGAAAAAAGCUAUAUUUUUCACAAUCUUGAAAAGUUAAUGCUCAGCUUAAUCGGAAUAGAAAAAUUUGGCGCUUUAUGCUAUCGGAUCAGCGUUCACAUCUUGCUUUAUAUGACUUCAAAAAAAAGGAGGAAGUUCAAUAUUUUUAACGAGCAGCUAAAUCAGAAAUAUAUUUAGAAUCACUAAAAAAGAACUUUGUUUCAGGCGACCAUGAAAGUGAUCCAAGAGUUCUUCACCAGAACCAUGCAGAAGAUCAACACGAUGGGCAAGGAACUCCACGAAGACCUCACCAGCCCCAAAAGCCAUCCCAAGCAGCUCGUCACUCCGAUUCCCGAGCUUCAACCUGUCGAUUAA
Caenorhabditis auriculariae is the source of this 1916-nucleotide messenger RNA. Lineage: Eukaryota; Metazoa; Nematoda; Chromadorea; Rhabditida; Rhabditidae. The record is from the annotation of a GenBank genome assembly.